This is a messenger RNA of Diatraea saccharalis (sugarcane borer), 324 nucleotides long. NCBI's taxonomy places the organism in Eukaryota, Metazoa, Arthropoda, Insecta, Lepidoptera, Crambidae. The record is from the annotation of a GenBank genome assembly.
AUGGCCGUCAAGUGGAUCGUUGUGCUGUGUUUAUUUGUUGUGGUAGUGAGCUGUCGUUUUGUGGAUAUGCCUGCAAGGGACUUUCCAUCGGAAAGAAGGGACAAGGAAUUAUUUGGUCCUAAUCCAGACAUUUUUGCGGAAGAGCCUCACGGUGAUCUUGGAAGGAGAGUGUAUCGCAAGACUAAUGUUCCUGUGCAUCCAUCGACGGUUAGAGUGAAAGAUAGUGAUGUGCCUCGUAUAGAAGAUCGUUUUGCAGUUAGGGGUGGUAAUUGUCCAGCCGGUUAUGUAGCUAGAGGUGGAUUUUGUUUCCCAGAUUACGAUUAA